Raphanus sativus (radish) is the source of this 1352-nucleotide messenger RNA. RefSeq names its product protein OSB2, chloroplastic. Gene Ontology annotation, cellular component: mitochondrial nucleoid. The transcript is spliced from 7 exons. NCBI's taxonomy places the organism in Eukaryota, Viridiplantae, Streptophyta, Magnoliopsida, Brassicales, Brassicaceae. Bases 154 to 1284 code for a protein of 376 amino acids. Gene Ontology annotation, biological process: mitochondrial DNA replication; positive regulation of helicase activity. The record is from RefSeq and is a predicted model, not a curated record. Gene Ontology annotation, molecular function: single-stranded DNA binding.
CAGUAAAUCACUAAUCACUAUCCAUUCAUCAUCCAUUUUCUCCUAUUUGUGUUCCUUGCUCCUUAAACCCUUCACAAAAAUCAGGGUGUCUUCCUCCACAGUCAAAAUCCCUUGGUGUGGAUUUGAUUGAUUGUUCCUCGUUUUUAUGAAAAGAUGAAUCUGAUUUCCAAAUCCUCCCUGACAAGAAUCGAGUGCUCGCCGUUUCUCCACCACUCGAGAGCUCCCGAAACCCCAACCGGAAAACGAAUCGUCCCUCAGCGAAUCCGUUUCCACCCCUCCGCCGUCUCCGGAAGCAGCGGCGGAAAGAAACAAAGAGCCAAGCCACCUCCGAAGACGCUGGUGACUGAGAGGCAGAAGGAGAAGGAAGUGGGUCGGCCAAAUGAGAUAGCUUACGAGAAGGAAGCAGCGAAUUGGGUGAAUCUGAUUGGUUUUGUGGAUCAGCCAGUUCAGUUCGAAGCUUCUCCCGACGGAAAGUUCUGGGCAGGCACUGUUAUUUCUCAGAGGUCUGCUUCAGAUUCCUCCACUGCUUUCUGGAUUCCGAUUAUAUUUGAAGGUGAUUUAGCGAAGACAGCUGAUCGUUAUAUAAGCAAAGACGAUCUUAUUCAUGUUUCUGGCAAGCUUUUCAUUGAUUCCCCUCCUCCCAAUAUGACAUAUGCUCAAUCCAAUGUCCAGGUAUUGGUACAGAAUCUUAGCUUUGUGCAGCCUGCUUCUCCGCCCCUGGUUGUAUCAUCAUCUGAAAAGGAAGAACAUGGCAUCAAGAAGAAGCCUGUGUCACCGCCUGUGGUUAUAUCAUCAUCUGAAAAGGAAGAAACUGGCAUUAGGAAGCAGCCUGCUAGAGCUAAGAAGAAUAUAGUUAUGGAUGAAGCUUCUGAUUCUUGGAAUCGCCUCAUUGAAAAUCCUAAAGACUGGUGGGAUCACCGCGAAAAUAAAGCUAAUGGAUUGGUAAAGCCAAGGCAUCCUGAUUUCAAAAGCAAGGACAGCAGUCUCUCACUGUGGCUAAAUAAGGCCCCUGCUUGGGUUUUGCCGAAACUCGAAGGACUCGAGUUUGAUGUUCUUGUCCCUAAAGGUAGAGGAGUGAAACAGCUCAAAGGAGAAGAAUCAUGGAAGGAAUUGGUUGAGAAUCCUGAUAAAUGGUGGGACAAUAGAAUCGACAAGAGAAACGCAAAAGCUCCUGAUUUCAAGCACAAAGAGACUGGUGAAGCCCUCUGGCUAAACGAGUCUCCUACUUGGGUGUUAUCGAAACUGCCACCAGUCAAGAAGAGACAAGAAAUUACUGUCUCGUAGCCUUAUUAGAAACGUUAUAUCCUUGUAAAGAGCUCCAAGUGUUAACAGGAUUAAUCAUUUUUCAUCUC